Molecule: messenger RNA, 607 nt
Organism: Paramecium pentaurelia
Lineage: Eukaryota; Ciliophora; Oligohymenophorea; Peniculida; Parameciidae
Source: the annotation of a GenBank genome assembly
CAUGUCUAAUAAUUAAACAUUCAAAGAUUUUCCAAAUUAAAGCCAUAUUGAAUUGAAAUUUAAUACAAAAGAUCAACAUGGACUGGAAAGAGAAGAAGCCUUAUAAAAGUAUCGAAGAAAUGUAAUCAUCAUAAUUUUGAUUAUAUAGAUUAAUUUACUUACAAAAUUAUUUGCAUAUGAUGUAGACCAACCAGAAUUGGAGAAAUAAACUGAUAUCUUUUAAUCAGAAAAAUAAAAUGGAUAAUAUCAAAUAAAGACACAUCUUUUAGAAAGCAUGAAAUCAUCUUUAAUUCAAUUAUAAAAUAGACACAAAGAAACAAUUGAAAUGUUUAAAAGAAAAAAUGAAUUAUUUAAAUAAAGAAUAAAUGAGGAUAACAAGAUUAAUACUUAAGAAGAGUAUUAAUAGUUUAUAAAUGAAUUGUAAUCUGAAGAUUUACUUUGUGAUUCCCAUCCAUUUCUAGAUAAAAAAUCUUCAUUUUAUAUGCAAACAAAUCUAUAAUAACCUAUUUAAGUACUAAUGUGAAUUAUUCAAUUAUAGAUAAGUUAAGAAUAAUGUUUAGAGUUGAAAGAAUAAUUAAAAGAUGAUCAAUGCAUUUUAUUAAGUUGA